AUGGCUGAAAACGCUGCUACACUGACCCGGAUGACUCCCGGCGUCGUGCUUGGCUAUCCCGACGUUCAAGGGAAAUGGCCUAGGGACCCUGAACAACUUUCUGUCAACGGCAUUGACAGCGGCGUAUUCAUCAAUGAACUAGCGAAUAUUGAACUUUUGCCGAAGAGGCUCAAAUCAUUCAGUGACGGGGAGAAGAAGUCUUUUGAUCAAAACCCCGAGAACCUACAUUGGAAAGCCCAUGAACAAGGGCCGUCUCCUAUUCACGAAGGAACAUAUCGGGGGACCAAGCUGGCACUUACCAAGGCCUAUGAUCUUAUAGAGCAGCGCUUUACGUCCUUCAUGGAUGCGGCCAAUUUUGAACCUCUGGUUCCAUCACCUCUGACCAGAGACGAAAAACAGCAGUUCUUUGAUUUCACAGAUGGCUCAGACGGCUUUCCGCCCCAUCUGAACCUUGCUGGUAAUGUACAAGCAGCAGAGGAGGAGAAAAACAAGUCAGAGAAAUCAACACUCCAGCCAUCUGAUCUGUUUAACAAGAUGCGCCUGCUUCAGUUAAGCUCUCUAUUACCGACCGUUGUGCCUAAUAAAUACAUCAGAGGAGCUGCCGGGAUAGCCGCAUGGGCUUGGUUUGGCUCUAUGGGCACACCCGAUGAAGGGACCAAACUUGAAGAUGUGGAACAGUAUAAUAGGAAAUCUCGCGAAUCGUCACACCGUGAUGAUAUCUUUGAUCUCCCAAACGUGGGCGAUUUGCCGGAUUGGUACUGUGAUAACCGGUUUUGCCAGCAGCAGUUUACAGGGGCAAAUCCAACAACGAUUGAACUGGCUUCAGAUAGUUGGGUAAAUCACUUCAUUCAAGCAGCUAAUGCACCAGAGGAUUCAGCAGCUAAGGAGAACAUCACCCAUCUCAAUAACAGCUGCCGAGAGUCUUUGUACAUGCAGGAUUACAGCUACUUUCGCGAAGCUGCUGGGUUGGAACCGAGUGCUGUUAUUAGUUCUAGGUUUGAUGAGUCAGAGGAGAAAGAUGUGGUUCAUCGCUAUGGCUGCGCGUCGGUCUGUCUUUUUUACCUCAAUGACAAAGGUCAACUCUACCCGCUAGCUAUUGUGAUCGACUGGCGUGGAAGUGCAGAGAGGUCUGUGACGAUCUAUAACCGGGAACUUAUGAAGCGGAAGGAUCUCCGGUCAGGAAACGAAAAGCAUGACCAGAAGGAGAAGCCAAUUGAUGAGGCCUAUGACUGGCCUUGGAGAUAUGCAAAAACCUGCGUGCAAUGCAGCGACUGGCUUCGUCAUGAAGUCACUGUGCACCUCACUAAUACGCAUUUGAUUGAAGAGGCCACAAUUGUCGCAGCUAACAGACAACUCGACCCGAACCACCCUGUGAUGAGGUUGCUCUAUCCGCACUGGCAGAAAACUCUGGCAAUCAAUGCGGCAGCCCGAAACACUCUUAUUCCCCACAUCAUUGUCGAGCUAAUUGGGCUUCAACCAACAGAGGCAUAUAAGUUUAUCCGGCACGCGUAUAAAACCUUCGACUUCAAGCAACGCUACGUGCCAGUAGACCUCAGCCAGCGUGGGUUUCCUCCAGAGCAACUUGACGGUCCAAAGUUUCACAACUACGCCUAUGCUAGAUGUAUCAACAGCAUGUGGCAUAAGAUCAGGGCCUACGUUCAAGACACACUUAGUUUAGACUACCGACAGCCUGGUGCUGAUGAAAAGGUCCAUCAUGACCAACGCAUUCAGGCCUGGUCGGCAGAGAUGCGAGAUCCCAGUGGUGCAGAUCUGCCAUCUUUCCCAACUAUCAGCACAUUUGCAGAGCUAGUUGACUGUGUGACAAUGUGCAUCCACAUUGCAUCCCCUCAACACACAGCAGUCAACUAUCUUCAAAAUUACUAUCAGUCGUUCGUCGUCAACAAACCUCCCUGUCUCUACACCAACCUCCCAGCAUCUCUGCAUGACCUGCUCGACUACACCGAGAAAGACCUUGUUACGGCGCUGCCUAUGAAUCACACUCGGGAUUGGCUUCUUGCGUCGCAUACACCAUACCUACUCAGCUACAAACCGGGCAAUAAAGAAAGCCUGAUUGUCUACGCUGCAUCGAAGUUCCGGGUAUAUCACCACAAGAAAUCAGAGGAGGACCAGGCCAUCGCAAAAGCGACCGGAAAGUUCUACACGGCGCUUGCUGAUAGUGAAGAGGAGUUCAAGGGAUACGGGCAAGCGACGGAUGAUUGGGGAAUCAUACCGUACGAGGUGUUGAGCCCAGAGUGGAAUGCUGUCUCAAUUUUGAUUUAG
Molecule: messenger RNA, 2280 nt
Organism: Penicillium samsonianum
Lineage: Eukaryota; Fungi; Ascomycota; Eurotiomycetes; Eurotiales; Aspergillaceae
Product: putative lipoxygenase
Exons: 3
Coding region: 1-2280 (759 amino acids)
Biological process (GO): lipid oxidation
Molecular function (GO): metal ion binding; oxidoreductase activity, acting on single donors with incorporation of molecular oxygen, incorporation of two atoms of oxygen
Source: RefSeq, a predicted model, not a curated record